This is a messenger RNA of Trichoderma reesei QM6a, 3117 nucleotides long. RefSeq lists its product as uncharacterized. The record is from RefSeq and is a predicted model, not a curated record. The transcript is spliced from 2 exons. Lineage: Eukaryota; Fungi; Ascomycota; Sordariomycetes; Hypocreales; Hypocreaceae. Gene Ontology annotation, molecular function: protein binding. The annotation marks the transcript as partial.
UCCGGAUCUCUUCAAACCCCCACCAUGGACUCAUCAUCUGGCGACAUCAGCACCCUGGCCGCCCUGGUUGGCAGCGCGGUAGCGGAGCAGCUCAUAACGGAACAUGUAUCACAUGUGCUUUCUAAAUCAAGCGAGGCAGAUUCAGCAUCGGCCCCGGCCUCGGCUGCAUCUACACAGCACUCGUCUGCAGAGCUCCUCACAAUAGGCCUGGCCGCCCUCGACGCCUUCCUCCAAGCAACCGUCACCGGCCCCGUUCUUCCGGCAAACGAGUCAAAUCAGGUCGAAAAGCUCUUUGUCAGUGCCUGGAACUCUAGCCAUGCACAGUCCAGCAGUGCAGCUGUUGCGCUGCACCAGCUUCGAAGGGCUUGUCUGAGAUAUCUUGAGGUUGACGGCGUUGCGCCUUAUGCCUACAUUCCCUAUCUGGAGCUCUUCUCUCUUGCCAAGUACAUCUUGGUUGACUCAUUGUCUGCGGAAACAAAAGACCUCUUUGAGCUGUCCUCAUCCGAAAAGACCUCCGCCAAGCACAGCCUUGCGUGGGAGAGACUGCGUGUCAACGUCUGGCACUACAAGAUCAUCACGCAGCCGACCCUGGGCUCGUCGUCCAACUUCAACAAGAGCUCCCAGUGGAGCGAUGUGCCCUCUUUGGCGACACAAAUAAGCCAAGAGAUUGAUUCCGUCCGGGAGAAAGUCCUGGGCACUGAAGUCUGGGCCACAGAAGAGACGUGGACCAGAGAGGAAAAGGCCCUGUUCCUGAUCGAGGCCGCCAACAACUACAUCUUGCUUGGCCGCCAUGACAAGGCCAAAGAGGCCCUCAAGGAAGCUGCAAAGACGACUGGCGUCACGUAUGCCUUGUCCGGAGCUUUGGGAAAGAGAACAAAGUUCCAGGAGCAUAGCCUGAGCCAGCUGGUUGUCUUUGCGAAAAGUGCCCCUGAGCAGGAUGAUGACGAUGAAGAGAUUGCUGCCAUGCCAGAUGCCCUCAAGCUCAACGACGAUACUCUUUUGGAGGAGAUUCAGUUCACAAAGGAGCCUGUGAAGGACGCAGCGGCAGUUGACACUCUGCCACCUGCGUUGGCUGAGCUGUCGCCAGAUGACCAACCUCAACUGUCUCCCCUUGACGAGAUGAUUCUUCUUACCGAGGCAACCAUCAAGGACGCCUUCUCACCCGUUGACGACCUCACGUCUGAGCAGAUCCUCCCCUUUGCAACCCGUGUCCUGACCGACAAGUCCGUCAACUGGCAGAUCUACACACAGGCCCUGCUCGUUCGCUCAAGGAUAGAAAUCCACAGAAGCAGAACCGUUGAGCGCGGCGUCCUUCAGCUCCAGGCCGUGGCCGACCAAGUCCUCACCGACACCACCUUCUCUACUUCAACCACAGAAGAUCAGAACAAAGAUGAUGAUGCGGACUCGACGGAUGUUCCCGCCAUUCAGGUCAUCGCACCGGGCCAAACCGCUGCGCCUGUCGACGAGUCCAAGCCGACUACCUUCCUGCCCGCCGCAUCAAACUCCGAAUCGGCCCCUGCCCGCGUGCGUCUCCGUUACAUCCACGCUCUCUCCACCCCUCCGCGAUGGCAUCUCGAGUCCGAGCUGGCCUACGCCUGGGCCGGCGUCGGCUCCAUGACAUCCGCCCUGGAAAUCUUCAAGCGCCUGAAGCUAUGGGCCGAAGUCGCGCUCUGCUACGCCAGCGCUGCCGCCUCUGAAGACGAGGACGGCCGCGGCAGCGGCGGAGAGGACAAGGCCAAGGGCAUCAUCCGCUGGAGACUCUUCAACAAGACCGGAGCCACGACGCCUUCCUCGUCCGAGCCCGACGACGAAAUCGUCGGCCAAGACGUCGGCUUCCUCAAGGCAUCCGACUUCUCCGGACCGGAACGGCAGCCCCCGCCUCCCAAUGCCCCUCGUCUGUGGUGCAUCUUGGGUGACCUGGAGAACGACCCAGCUCACUACGAGCGCGCAUGGGAAAUCUCCAGACACCGCUACGCUCGUGCCCAGAGAUCCCUGGGCGAAUACCACCUCGGCCAAAAGGACCUCUUCAAGGCUCUCGAGGCCUACAAGAAAGCCACCAGCGUCAACAGACUGAGCCCCGACAUGUGGGGUCGUCUCGGCGACAUCAGCCUGCGCCUGGGAAACUUUGAAGACGCGGCAGAAGCGUACAGCCGGUCCAUCGGCUGCGCAAACGACACCGAGGGAGGCGAAGGCGCCCGGACGUGGAGCAACCUGGGCAGCGCCCUGUACAGCCUCUACUGCGAGCUGACGGCCCCCGGGAGCACAAACGCCAAAGCAAACGAAGCAAAGACUACCACCACCACCACCACCACCACUGAUGAUGAUGAUGACGAAAACGAAGUAGAAGAAGGUGAAGAAGCCCCUGCGGCAGAAGAAAAAUCCACCUCCCGCGACCCGAGCAAGCUCCUUUCCCAAUCCCUCGCAGCCUACAAAAAGGGCGCCUCCAUCGCCCACGACAACUGGCGCAUCUGGGACAACGUCGUGACCCUCGCCUCGCGCAUCCACCCCCCUCCCUUUGCAGACAUGGUCCUCGCCCUCUCGCAAAUCAUCCGCAUCCGCAAGUCCGAGCACGCCCUCGACGCCAACGUCCUCGCCGCCCUCCUCCAGGACGCCAUCCUGUCAAAGGACAAGGCGCCCAUCUCCAGCGGCGUGUACGAGCCCCCGCGGGGCUCCGUCGAACGCCUCGUCAUUCGUUUUGUCGAGGAGGAGAUUACUCCGCUGAUUACCACUCGCUCCGAGCUCUGGACGCUUGUUUCUCGGCUGCGUGCCUGGAGGAACGACUUCGCUGGCGCGAUUGAUGCUGCGGAACGGGCGUGGCGAGCUGCGGUGGGUGCUGGUGCGGGAAGUGGCCUCUUGCCGGGUGAUUCGUCUUCCGGCAGCGCGGACUGGACGAGCGACGAGGCGGCGUGGAUGGAGGUUGUUAAGCGCACGGACGAGCUCGUUUCCGUGCUGGAGAAUUGGGGUCCUGAUGUCGAGAGCAUUGGGGCCAAGUGGAAGGGCAAGGCGAGGAGUGCGGUGCGGAGCGUCAUGGGACGGGGGAAGGCGACGUGGGAGGGGACCGAGGGGUGGAGGACGUUGGAGGGCUUGAUGGACGGUUUGAAGGCGGACAGGAGUUGA